AUGUCUAGAGUUGAAGGUGGUAAAAGGAGUGGUGAAGAGGAGAACGAUUUGUUAUUAAAAGAUGUUGAAACCAGAGGUAAAGCUCUGAGCAGAGACAAAACCUCGUCCACAAAUUCAAAAUCUUCCAAAUCCCAGUUACUUGAUCCCAAAUCCAAGCCUAAAGCUAAAGAUAACUUGCGUAAGGAUAAGAAGUCCAUAUGGAAUUGGAAGCCGUUGAAGGCUCUUUCCCUCUGUCGCAGUAAGAAGUUCAAAUGUAGUUUUUCUGUCCAAGUCCAUGUGAUUGAAGGGUUGCCUUUGAGUUUCAAUGAUUCUUGCCUUUGUGUGUAUUGGAAGUUGAAAGAUGAGCAUUUGGUGACCCCUCCAGCUAAGGUGAUUCAAGGUGUGGUUGAGUUUCAAGAGAUUUUGACACACACUUGCUUAAUCAAUGGAAGAAGGAGUGGACCCCAAAAUUCUGCUAAAUAUGAAGCUAAGCAUUUUCUGCUCUAUGCUUCUACGCCUGGUGCCCAACUUGAUUUGGGAAAGCACCGGGUGGAUCUCACAAGGUUGCUUCCGCUCACUCUGGAAGAGCUUCAAGAGGAGAAAAGGUCAGGGAUAUGGACUACAAGUUUUAGAUUAUCUGGAACCGCAAGGGGUGCAGUAAUGAAUGUCAGUUUUGGCUAUAUCAAUGUUGGUGACAAUACUAGUUCUACCAGAGACAACAAUAGUGAUCCUCUUAAUAUACUCACUCCCAAAGAAUAUUGUAUGCCUUCGAUGGAUCCUCUUAAACCUAGUCAGGUUGACAGGAGGAUUAGAUAUACUGGAAGUUUGCCAAACUUUCCCAGUAAUUAUUAUUCAUCUCAAAAUGUAGAUGAGAUGAAAGAUCUUCAUGAGGUGUUGCCAUCAUCAAAAUCAGCUCGAGCCAGCUCAGUAUACAUCUUUUAUAAGGAUUUUGUUGAAGAAAAGGGUUGUAGUCCUCUGCGUGACAAACCUGAAUCUGAGGGAAUUAAAGAAAAUAUCGACCCAAUCAAACCAGUUGUUUGUUCUUCAUCUGAUAAUGAAAAGGAAAAGGCUGAAGAGAAUCCAGUUAAUGUGGAAAAAACAUGCAGUCUAUUGCAUGACAAACCUGAAUUUGAUGUGUUUCAAGAAAACCUGGAGACAGUUACGCUGAAUGAAUAUCCUUUACCUGAUUCUGGAAUAGAAAAUUUCAAAGAAUGUGAAGGUAAUGAAUUUCAUGUUGUUGAUAAGGGCAUUGAAUUUUCAUCAGAUGAACAAGUUGAACUUGAGGAAUCUAUUGGAAAAGCUUUUGUUGAUGUCUACACAGUUGACAGUACUCGGACCCUAGACAGUGCUGGUAUGCAAGUAUCUAUUGAAGACCAUGAUAAACAGGAUUCCCUGGAUGAACUAAGCAAAAACUCUAAGGAAAGUGUUGCUGUACGUGAAUUUUCUAACGGAAAGGAUGACUUGUGGACGAAAGAACUUCUACUGCAAGAAUUAGAAUCGGCUUUAAAUAGUGUCUCUGAGUUCGAGACAGCGGCAAUGGAUUCUCCUAAAAUCAUGGAAGUAAAAUCUGAAUAUAAGUUAAGAAAGUCACAAAGCUUGGAUGAUUGUACAGAAUCAAUUGCCAGUGAGUUUUUAAGUAUGCUAGGCAUAGACCAUAGUCCAAGGGGUUUGAGUUUUGAAGGUGAGCUUGAGUCUCCAAGAGAGCUCCUUCUAAGACAAUUUGAGAAUGAAGUUCGAUCAGAGGGCUUCUCUUUGUUUGAUUUUGACACGGACAGUGAUAAUGAAGCAGAUGGUGUUUAUGAUUCGUCUUUUGAAUCUAAGCAUUUGAAGUUCUCUAGGGGUAUUAAGCCAGCAUCCUCAAUGCCAGAUCUACGUAGAGAGCAUCUAAUUGAGUUUGAGGAUUUGAGGAGCAAGCAAAAGGUCCAGAUGCUAGAAGACUUGGAAACAGAAGCCUUAAUGCGUGAAUGGGGUUUGAAUGAGAACGCUUUUCAGCAUUCUCCUACAAAAGAUUAUAAUGGCUUUGGAAGUCCAGUAUAUUUUCUACCUGAAGAAACUACUCUACCAUUACCUCCUCUGGCAGAGGGGUUUGGUCCUUUUCUUCAGACCCAGGAUGGAGGGUUUCUACGGUCAAUGAAUCCCUCGCUUUUCAGGAAUAGCAGAACUGGUGGGACAUUAAUCAUGCAGGUUUCCAACCCUGUUGUGGUGCCUGCUGAAAUGGGUUCUGGGAUAAUGGAGAUUUUGAAGUAUUUCGCUUCGGGGGGAAUUGAAAAACUUUCCAAGCAGGCAAACAAGUUAAUGCCUCUGGAAGAUAUCACAGGGAAGACAAUGCAACAAAUAUCAAGGGAAGCAAAAGCAGUCUUGAAGGGAACAAACAGGCAAUUCCAAUUGCAGCAUGAUUUGGUAACAGGACAGGAUUCUACUUGCGCGCAAAAAGGCUUGAAAGGAACACUAUCUGGUCGACUAAUGUCUAAUAAGUUCAGUUCAGAUUCAAUUGGCAACCAUGGAGGCUCAGAGUUUGUUUCAUUGGAUGAUCUGGCUCCAUUAGCUACGGAUAAAAUUCAAGCACUUUUACUGGAGGGUUUGAGAAUACAAUCUGGGAUGUCAAAUGAGGAUGCACCAUCAAACAUCAUUGUACAAUCCUAUGGGGACAUUUCAACUCUGCAAGGCAAGGGGGUUAGUAUUAGGGGGUCCCUUGGUCUGGAUGGAACUGCUGCCAUGCAAGUGUUGGAUACGAAAAACAGCAACAGUGAUGAAUAUGAUGGUGUUGAUGGCAUAAUGGGCCUAUCAUUAACUCUUGAUGAAUGGAUGAGGCUGGAUUCUGGUGAGAUUGAUGAUGAUAUAGAUAACAUCAGCGAGCAUACUUCCAAACUUCUUGCUGCCCAUCAUGCUAAUUCUUUUGACUUGAUUCGUGGGAAGAGUUCCAAGGGAGAGAUGAAAAGAGGCAGGAAAUGUGGUUUGUUGGGAAACAAAUUCACGGUAGCUCUAAUGGAUCAGCUUCGUGAUCCUCUGAGAAACAAUGAGCCGGUUGGGACACCAAUGCUUGCUCUUAUUCAAGUCGAGAGAAUGUUCAUCCCACCAAAGCAACAGAUAUGUAGGCACUUAUAUGAGGCAGGGAACAACAAUGAUGAGUGUGAAAUGGUACCCAAGGUGGAGAUGAAGGCCAACGAAGAAGAGAAAAGUUAUGAAGAGGAGGCCAUUCCUCAGUUCAAAAUUACGGAAGUACAUGUUGCAGGUCUAAAAAUUGAUCCUCGCAAAAAGAAGUUUUGGGGCACUUCAAGACGACAACAGCAACAAUCUGGUUCCCGCUGGUUGAUUGCUAAUGGAAUGGGCAAGAGCUCGAAGAAUCCACCAUUGAAGUCAACUGUUGUAUCUAAAUCUAGUUCUCCAAUCACCACCACAAACGUCCAAGAGGGUGAUACAUUGUGGAGCAUAUCAUCUCGUAUCGGUGGUACACCAACAAGAUGGAAGGAAUUUGUAGAACUAAAUCCACACAUAAGAAAUCCCAAUAUCAUUAAUACCGAAUAA
This is a messenger RNA of Sphenostylis stenocarpa, 3504 nucleotides long. Lineage: Eukaryota; Viridiplantae; Streptophyta; Magnoliopsida; Fabales; Fabaceae. The record is from the annotation of a GenBank genome assembly.